AUGAGUCAUAGAGUACAACUUCUUUUGGGUGCAUACCAUAUGACAUUUCCUUUGAAAAGUGUUGACAAAACGAUUGAGAUGAAAUCUGUUCCAUACGUAUGUUAUGGUAAUUGUUUAUACAUUGAGUCUAAAAUAGCUAAUGUCACAGGCAUUUCAGGAGUUAAUAGUAAAGGUUCAGUAGAAUAUAAAUCCUUCUGUUAUGCAGUCAAUUCAAUGUUCAUUCCAAACGUUCCUGUCAUAGCAACUCAUUUAGGUAAAUGGGUUCGCAUUAGUCCUCAUAAUUUGAAAGACAUGCAAUUCAGACUUGUUGACUUUCAAGGAGAGCCUGUAGAACUGAAGGCACUAGUGCGAAUGACUGUUGAAGUUGACUUUUUAGAUAAUAUUAAAUGCAACAGCUUACAAGAGAACUCAGAGCUAAAAAUAUAA
Trichomonas vaginalis G3 is the source of this 426-nucleotide messenger RNA. RefSeq lists its product as uncharacterized. The transcript has a single exon. Lineage: Eukaryota; Parabasalia; Trichomonadida; Trichomonadidae. Bases 1 to 426 code for a protein of 141 amino acids. The record is from RefSeq and is a predicted model, not a curated record.